AUGUCGAGCCGAGCAGCCUCAGCCAUGCAGCGUAGAGACGCUCGUCCUGAUAAUAUUUCACCUCAGGAUGUCACACAAGCCCCACGUCAAACUCCCCACGGCCAUCACUCCUCCUCCACAUCCUCAUCCGCCGUCGCACUUUCCCGCUCUUCCCACUCUUUACCUUUCUAUUUGUCUAUGGGAAGCGGCCAGAGCAAGCCUUCCACCCCAGCACCCGUCCCGUCGUCUUCAUCAGCAGCUCCCCCACCGUCAUCAUCAUCAGCAGCAUCAUCAAAAGGUGGAAAUAGACUCAAACGCGUUUUCGCUGCUCGUAGAAAAAAGUCUGAAGAUGCCUCGACGCUGUUUACGAAGAAUGGAAGCCAGCCUGCGUCACCCAUCGAGGCUACGUCUUCCUCGUCCUCGUCAACCUCACCUCCCAUAUUCAGCUCCUUAGGUAAAAAGGCAGCCAAGUCGCCCGUCCAGUCUAAUCCGUCGCCGCCACCACCACCGCCUCCGCCAAAGAAUGAAAAGUACCCAGCCCCUGUCCAGACCAGCACAUCAAACCUCGUUGUGGACAGCGUAUUUUCAUCAAAUCAUCGGUCGUCUGUAAUACCGAUCAGUCCGGGUAUAUCGUCAGCCGUCAACUUUAUGCGCAUGGGGGAGGAGGAGAGGGACGCACAGCAGAGGAAAGAACGGGAGGAGGAGGAACAUGUUCAGCAACGACGGCGGCCGGAGAAGGAGACACCUUUACCGGCUGUGGGAGAUAAGGGCGAGAUGAAGGAAGCGUGGAGGAAGAGCGACUCGACGAUUGGCCAUCAUACUAUCAGGCCUGGGGCGAUGUCUGCCAGUCGGGCUUCACGGCCUGUGUCCAUGGCCGAGUCUGUGCAGUCGACACAUACGAUUGUUCCUGGUAGUAAGCGACUCAGUGCGCUUAUCACUGACGCCGACUUUGGCAUGCCAGAAGAGGAUGGUGACGACCUUGUUUUCGAAGGUGGCGCGUUUGCUCCUCCUGAAACACACUUGUUCGACACCUCAGCCGCUGCUCUACGAGCUAGAGACCGACGCUCGAUGUCACUUAAUCUUGGGGUUCAUAAUCCCAGACCUCAGAUCGCCACCUCAGCUCCCUCCGCUGCAGAGCUCAAACACCCUUCGCACUCGAUAUCUGAGGGCGUAAUUCCCCCGGUAUCUUCUCCUCCAACCCUGGACUACAACAGCUACAAUCCCUCGCUCAAGCUUGCUGCCCCAGUUCCUGCGUCUGGCGGUUUCAGGGGGAGCAACAUCCGGGGGCAGUUCUCAGCAUGGACUACAAGCAACACGCCUAUUUCUGCUCCUAUACCCAUAACGACACGUCAGGAAAGUCAUUUGCAAGGACUACCGCAGUCAGCCAUCUCGCCCCCCUCAAGCGGUGGUAAUUCGUUCAGACAAACGGCGAUUAGUAUGACGAGCGGCUUUGCGCCUGCUGCUGGACUGGCCAAGAAGGCCAUGGAGAAAAUGGGCAGGAAAUGGGGGAUGGGGAUGAAUUCGAGCUCUUCUGGCUCGGGGCACUCUUCAUCUGCGUCACUCUCGAGCUCCAAUGCGCCGUCCUCGUAUUCCAGCACGUCGCAUACAGACUAUGGGCUGGCCAGGACGAGUUCAAACCAGAGUACGCCGAGCGUGAAUGUCAAUAUGCAUUUGUUGCAGAAAGGGAAGAGGACGCCGAAUGCGCCUUCUGGGAGUUAUAGUGUGUCGUCGAGUUCGGACUCGGAUGCGUUUUUCUCGCAUUCUGAGCCGGUGAUGGGGAAGUUGGUGAGGGGACCGAUGAGGAGUUCUGGUGGGGUUGUGUUUGGACGGAAUUUGGAGGUUGUGGUUAGGGAGACUGCGAUUGAUGUGGGUGGUAGUGGUGAUGAGUCGAGCGAGGAUUGGGAGGCAAAGUAUAGGGAGCUGGAGACGAGGAUGUUGCCUGCCCUGGUGGCACGGUGUGCUCAGCAUUUAUUGAUUUGGGGCGUGCAGGAGGAGGGACUAUUUCGUGUCAAUGGUCGUCCGGCUCAUGUGUCGAAGCUGCGUGCAGAGUUUGAUACGGGUGUCGACUAUGAUAUGACAGACUGUGAUCCUGGGGAUAUUGACCCCCAUGCUGUGGCUUCUGUGUUUAGAGCCUUCCUACGCGAACUUCCAGAACCUAUUCUGACGAACCAUUUGCUUCCUCACUUUGAUGCGGCCAUCAUUGAGGAGAGCAACAGCAACCUUGUUGACCCGCUGCCAACCAAGAAGUUACCGGCCAUUCGAAAGCCCCCUUCUUUAUCCACGUUAGCCCUACCCUCCUUCCAAGACAUGCGACCCCCUUCCAAGACCCUCCUUAAUGCUAUCAAAUCACUUAUCCAUCAACUCCCGCCGGAGAACCGAGAUCUCAUACGAACUGUUGUCGAUUUGAUUAAAGCCACUGCGGGAAGGAGCAAAGAGACCAAGAUGCCAUUGAGCAACUUGCUCCUCCUCUUUUGCCCGAGUUUGAGCAUGAGCCCGCCGCUUUUGAAGGUGCUUUGUGACGGGGAGGGUAUAUGGGGGUCGUCUCCGGUUAUUGAUUUCAGAAGAGAGAGUUUAGUUUUGGAUAUCAGAGCUUCUGGAAGCACGAUGAGUGACGACGACACGGAUGAGGAUAGUUAUUCUGAUGCGAUGGAGGAGAGAAGCUGGCAGAGUAUGGACAGGGACUCGACCUCGGAUAACCCGAGUUCUGACUACCAUGCUUCGGCGGAGGAGGAAGCGUCGCUUUUGGAGGAAGGAGAACAUGCUCAGCAGCAUAGGAGGUUCAAGGAGGUUGAGAGACCGGAGGUUCCGACGCUUUAUUUGGACGCGCAUAGUCGUUGUUCAUCAUCCUCGCCUUCUUCGGCGAUUGAUAAUGGCUCGAUGUCCUCUGGAAAGGAUUCUAUGAAUAUCGCAAACUCUCCCUCCCCACCCCCACUUUCGUCUUCUGCUGAAUCGGUAGCGACGCCUACUUCUUCUGGGCAUCCGUCGUUUUCGCAUUUGCCAUUGGAGGAGGUUAAAGGUAAAGUGGAGCCUCAACAUCGACAGAGGAGUGCCAGUCCUCAGAUUGCUGGACCGUCUCCUUUGGCUAUCUCGAAAAGACCCCUCAUCAGCAGCCCUAUACCAGCCUCUGCUUCUACCCCCGUUUCUUUCCCGUAUCAAUCUUCUGAACGAGACUCUCGAAGACGUUCGAUUCCCAUACUCUCCCUCCCUAGCUUCACCCCAUACGUAACGGAACCGCCGUCCCCAGCAGGGUCGAAUUCUCCCCGUCUCAAAGGGAGAAAACCCUCCCUCCGAAAACUAUUCAGCAAACGAUCAGCAGGAUCUCUGGGUCCUGGGAAUUCGUUCAUCUCUUCCCCGAUUUUGCGGGAGGGGUCGCCAUAUCUCCAACCGAGAGCUGCUAGUGAUUCGUCGAUAUCUACGCCGAGGUCGGCGGUUACCGCAUCUCAGGGGAGUUCAACAAGUUCGACGUACCUGUUGCCGGUGUUGGACACACCGAUCGAGGCUGGACCAUCGUUGAGGUUUGGGUUGGGCAUUGAAGAAUCCCCGCCUUGUACGGCUGACGGAACGAAGAAGAUGACAUCGCCUUCGAGCUCGGAUGGGAGUUCUAGUCCUAAGAUUUCCGAAGAUCAGGGUGCGAAAGGACCCGAUCAUCGGCCUUCAUUCCCAAUGUCGAGCUCACAGAGUUCGUUGAUACUUCCGGGACAAGACCAUAUUAGGCCCAAUCCAACGCGAGCGAGGUUGGUAUCUACUGCCAGCUCGAACCAUUUAGGGUUUCCUGAGGAUGAAGAUGAAGGCGUUGAAGAUUGGACGCAGAGCGUGCUGUUGGCUGCUGCUGGUGAUGGAUCAUGGAAGAUCUCUGCCCCUGGGCAGGCUUGA
Molecule: messenger RNA, 3852 nt
Organism: Laccaria bicolor S238N-H82
Lineage: Eukaryota; Fungi; Basidiomycota; Agaricomycetes; Agaricales; Hydnangiaceae
Exons: 5
Coding region: 1-3852 (1283 amino acids)
Biological process (GO): small GTPase-mediated signal transduction
Molecular function (GO): GTPase activator activity; small GTPase binding
Source: RefSeq, a predicted model, not a curated record